Messenger RNA from Anoplophora glabripennis (Asian longhorned beetle), 1568 nucleotides. RefSeq names its product U11/U12 small nuclear ribonucleoprotein 48 kDa protein-like. Bases 89 to 1495 code for a protein of 468 amino acids. The transcript has 7 exons. NCBI's taxonomy places the organism in Eukaryota, Metazoa, Arthropoda, Insecta, Coleoptera, Cerambycidae. The record is from RefSeq and is a predicted model, not a curated record.
UUGGUUUUAUAGUGUAGUCUGUAUGUAUUGUGUUGAUAAUAAAUUAUUUAAUAUAAACCGAUCUUUCUAAGUUAAUUUAAUCGGUAAAAUGGAUUUUAAUAUAGAUGUGAGAAAAAAGCAACUACAAAGUUUAGAUCAAUAUAUAACAUCAUCAAAAGAUAAGGUUCAGUCUAUAUUAGAUUACCUUGGAUGGAAUACAAAAAAAAAUGUUGAAAAUGAACCAGAGGUCAUGUGUUCAGUAAAUCCAGGCCAUAUCGUAGCACUGAAAAAUUCUGAUGUUCAUUUAAAGAAAUGUUUUGUUAAAACUUCAGGCUACCAAAGUGAUGAAGAGUUUCUGUCAGAACCAAUUAAUGAUCCUCAUAUGUCUAUUAAAUUAGAUCACACAAAGAAAAUAGAAAUUUUAAGUAAAGCCCGUCAGAAUAAUCAGAGGUUUAAAGCAGACAUAUAUUUCAUUUCAACCGAUAUGUCACUAUUGAAAAUUAUUUCAUCAUGUAAUAUAAUAAUAUCCUUAUUGAAUAUCCUUUUUAGAAUAUCCUUUUUAUUAGACUUAAGGAAUGCAUGUAGCUUAAGAGAGGUAGCCAGGGUAUCAUUUUUGAAAUACUAUGCUUUUGUCAACUAUUCAUGGAAGAUACUAACAAAAAAAAAUAAGGAAAUGGUGGUUGUUGAAAAGUGGAAAUCGAUGUACUUAGAGCUUAUAUUUCUGCAACAUGGAAUAUUUUUUGAUCCUGCCUGGAAAAUCUGCAUAUAUCAGGAAAUUAUUUUAUCAAAAUAUAGUAUACACCUAGCAUGGAAUGGUCAAGAUUCUGAUCCAAUGACAUCAGAUAGGUUAUUUACAACUUUUUCUGCUGAUGAACGUUUAGUAUUGUAUGAUUAUUGUGUACAAAAUACUGAACAUCCUCCAAUACCCAGUGAGUUUAACAUACAAAUACAAGAUAAGAAAGAAGAAAAGUUUCUUACACAGGAAGAGUUAUUAGCGAAAGAAAGAGAUGCUAAACGUCGUAGAAUAAAAUAUAAAUCAGUACACACCAGCCGCAGUAAAAAAUAUACUGAAGUUAUUAAGGAAGUUAUUGACAAUCAGAUGGAACAGUACAAAGAUUACCUAGCAAGCAAAAUGGAGGUAACUUCAAGCCAAACAAGUCCUAGUGCUAAUCAAGUUAAGGAACAAGAUUCAUAUCAUACCAGCACUGACAUAGAUAUUUUAACAAAAGAAAAUAUGAAUGAUAUCGAAAGACCUAGUUCAUCUAUCAGUCAUUACAGUAAUCAUUCAGGCAGUUCAAGGAGUAAAAAGGAGUAUAAGUAUGAAAAAUUGUACAAGAACCACAAUCAUGAUUCUGAUUGUAGAAGGAAUUAUAAAGAAUAUGACAAGAAACAUGACUAUAGCAAUAAAUAUGAUCACGGUUCAUAUAAAGAAAAUAGGAGACACAAAGACUUUGAAGAUGAUUACAGACAUUCAAGAGAUAAAAGAGGAUGGUAUAAAUCAGAAAGGAGGCAUUGAUAUUACCUAGUGCAUUGUUAUUUAUCUAAAGUAUAUUUUUUUAAUAAAUAAAGUUUAAGUUAUCCCUUUUUAA